GUGCUUCCGUCGCGAGCAGCGCACGCCAGCAGCUGCGCGAACAGCUGCGCUCUUUCCGCCGCCGCCACACGAGCAUGUACCGCAGCAAGGACAACCUGCUUCAGAAUGCGAUCAGCGGCGAGCCCAUCGACCUGGCGGCCGCCAUGCAUUACGGCAGCACCAGCAACGCCCCGGCGCCCCCGGCAUCUCGCUUCUGGUUCGGCAACGACGAGUCCGUGCUCGAGCGUCUGCGGCAGGCCCGCGAGGACUACCCGGACCACGACCCCAAGGAGGUGGCGGCCGCCAUAGUGACCCUCUGCUUGAACCACAUUCUCUUCACGCUCGUGGUCCUGGCAACAUUCCUGGUUCCUGCUGCUUCGCUGAUUAUAGGUGCGCUGACCGUCCACGAGUGCCCGCGCCAACCCAUGGUUCCGGUGCUGCUGGUGCUCAGCGGUGUGCUGGCGCUCGCCAAUUGCGUCGGCAACGUGGUCGUCCGUUCGGGGCGCCUCCACCCGGCCGACUGCGGCGACCAGCAGGACGAGCGCAAGUUCCUCCUCCUGGGCGCCGUCACGGCGCUGCUCAACGUGGCGCUGUUCGCCGUCUUUAUUGCUGGCUGUGUUUACGUGUACGGCAGCCUUUGGCCAUCACAAGACCGUGCCAGUGCCGACUACUGUUCACCGACGGCCUUCUACUUUGCCUUCUGGCUGCACACCGGCACGUUCAUCUUUCUGGCGCUCUUGUUCGUCAUCGGUCUGCUGGGAAUGCUGUCCAGGUGCCGCUGAACGGCAUCGUCGCCGUGGUUAAGUGCGAACAAGGCGCCUCCGUCGACGAUCUCCGCAACCGUGCACAGCUCGCAUCCACAUGCGGCUGCACGACUGUGCUUUCAGAUGUGCCAGUAAAUUUGUGUCAAGAGGCACUUUUGAGGACGGUCA
Molecule: messenger RNA, 911 nt
Organism: Dermacentor andersoni
Lineage: Eukaryota; Metazoa; Arthropoda; Arachnida; Ixodida; Ixodidae
Source: RefSeq, a predicted model, not a curated record